CGCGACCUGCAAUUGACCUCAUGGCCUCUUCUCUCUGACCUCGUCUCUCUCCUUACACCAUCUCCCCUCCACGCUCGCUAGCCCAGCAUCUGCACCUGCAUCCGGCGCUUCAAACGUCUCCUACGAGACACGUCCGCGUUGCCCUCAUAGACGUCGACACGCUGUGCUUCGCGUCCUAGGACCCCGAGACACACACCAUGGACUUCAGUCCGGGCAAGACGCUGCAGCAGUCGCUGGUAGAGUCAACAGAAUCACAGCCGGAGCUGGCUCGGAAGCCAACUCUGCUCCCCGCCUUCGACGACGGGGCCUUCUCCUCGUCGCCAUUCCCGCGUCCGCGAUCCUCGAAGCGCAAAUUCGACCAAGACUCUCCCACCUUCCCCAAGCAAGAGCUCAAGUAUUACUAUCCAACACCAGUCCCUACCUCCUCCACGGGCAUACUGCUGUCGUCGUCGCCACGCCACUCUCGACCGGGCUUCGAUCGCCCCGUGUCUGCCCUAUCAGAGCGGACCCCACUAGGGGCCGUACCGACUGUGGACCUUUCAGCAGACGGCACAAUAUGUCGUAUGGGACGUUCAUCGAAUUCUGCUCACUACCAGCUCUCUACCAAUCGCCUUAUCUCACGCGUCCACGUCCAAGCCGCGUAUCACGCGCCAAGCACGUCUUAUCCCCAUGGGUACAUCGAGGUCGAGUGCUUGGGAUGGAAUGGAGCGAAGAUCCACUGCAGAGGGCGUGUAUUCGAGCUGAGCAAGGGCGACACGUACAUGUCGGAGAAUCCAGAGACGGAGAUUAUGUUGGAUGUUCAGGAUACCCGCGUCAUGAUCGCUUGGCCAGCCCUCUCCGCACGGAAGCUGUCGUGGGAUUCGGAAGAGGAGGGCAUGCCUACUCCUACACGCGCACGACCUCAGGACAAUUUUGACUCCAGUCCUCCUAUCGUGCCUCGUUCACCAGUAUCGCAGAGCCCUAUCCGCGCCCCUGUCUUCGCCGGUCUCGGGCUCACCGCCCAGUCAGGACCUGUUCAGGUAUUUGAGGAUGCAGACGCUAAUGCGGAGGGUUCUCAUGUGGAAAGCCCAGACGCAGCUGAAAACACUUUCAUCCACCCUACCGUCCCAAGCUCUAGACCCAGUCAGGAGGCUGAUGCUCUGGACCCCAAAAUGAGUGUAUUGUCCUCCUUCGCUGCGGACGACUUUUCGGACAACGAUGAGGAGAACGACCCUGUUGUACACUCCUUUGGACCAUUCGGCCAGAACCUGCUCAGUGGUCUCGCUUCGUUCAACACUGCCGCUACGCCUACCCAGUCCAAUACUCCACGUCUCCGCGCACCCCUGUUAUCGCCUUCGCCCAAACGGCCAUCCACCGAAUCUAUACGCUUUAGAGAAUCGCCAAUCAAGAACCAUGUCAUCAAUCAGCUAGCAUUCUCUCGUAUCCACUCCCAGCCUCUGUCCGUCAUCCACAGCAACCUUCCCGCUGAACUGAGGGCAUGUGCCGCCAAGAGCACCGAAGGCAAGAACUCGGAUGAUGGUGACUCGACACCAGUCCCUCAGCUCUCAAGAGCGGAUCUCAAAAGGAUCCUGGAUGAAACCCCAUGUGUUGGCGAGAUUCCUCGCGCUGGCAAGGACGCUGCUGGCCAGCCGCUGGAGAAUGAGUUCUAUUAUGUUCCAGAGAUGGACGCCAAUCAGAUGAGGCGAGAGACCAUCACUGCCGGCACGCGCAGCACUGGUCUGCGGUCUGUUAGGAAGACGCACAAGCAAUAUUACUGGAAGAAGCCCCGCGUCUGAGUAGCUCUCGAGUUUCCAACGUACCAACGACCUCCGACAACCCCUAUCGAUAUCUGCAUCGCCGCCGCAGACAUGCCCGAGGCCCUCCUCGCUACAGUAUGAGGUUGUCUUCAGUCACCGUGAACGUCGCCGAAGACAACACCAUAGUUCCAUUUCAACCUUUCCUAGUAUUUUUGCAUUGCAUAGCGAGGCGUAACGAUACCAUUUCACCAGCUUUCUCUCAUACUCCAGAGUCUCGAACUUUCUUCUUCGUUGGAUAUAUGUACUAUCAUCUUUCUCUAGUUGGGCAGGGUUAUGAUGCAUUGUCCCUCUCUGUUGGGCCGAGACGGUGCAUCUGAUUGAUGGAGCU
Molecule: messenger RNA, 2124 nt
Organism: Cucurbitaria berberidis CBS 394.84
Lineage: Eukaryota; Fungi; Ascomycota; Dothideomycetes; Pleosporales; Cucurbitariaceae
Exons: 2
Coding region: 198-1775 (525 amino acids)
Molecular function (GO): protein binding
Source: RefSeq, a predicted model, not a curated record